AUUGAACCCCCGCUCGGUAUCUGAUCCGUCCCUCGAGCCCGACCACCUUCGUGCCGUGCCUAACCGGGGAGGUCGUCCCACCGGCCCCACCCUCUUCACUUACACCACCCCUCGCCCCCUUCUUUCCCGAGCUUCCAUCCCCAACUACAAUCUCCAAUAGCCCAUCAAGAAGCAAGCCCCCAGAACCAGCACCCGGUCAUCCCCUUUCUAUCAUAAUCCCAAAACACAACAGCAACCUCUUCCCAAAUCCCACGAAUCACCACCACCACCACCCAAAAAUGUCCCCCUUCCCCGUCCCCCCCUCCGGCGUCUGGUGCCCCGCCGUAACCCUCUACGACCCGGCCACCAACACCCUCGACCUCGACGCCCAACGCGCCUACUUCUCUUACCUGGGCACGCGCACCGGCCUAGCGGGGCUUGUCAUACUCGGCACCAACGCGGAGCCCUUCCUGCUGACGCGCGACGAGCGCCGGCGCGUGCUGGCGGUGGCGCGCGAGGUGCUGGGGGAGGGGUUCCCGAUCAUGGCGGGCGUGGGGGGCCACUCGACGGCGCAGGUGCGGGAGUUUGUGGAGGAUGCGGUCGAGGUUGCUGGGUGUGAGUGGGUGCUGGUGCUGCCGCCGGGGUAUUUUGGGAAGGUGGGGGCGUUGGGGGAGGUGGUGGAGGGGUUUUAUGGGGAGGUGGCGGGGAUUUGUGGGGGGUUGGGGGUGGGCGUGGUGGUGUAUAACUUUCCGGGGGUUUGUGGGGGGGUGGAUUUGGAUAGUGGAACGAUUGCGAAGCUGGCAAAGAAGCAUGAGAACAUUGUGGGUGUCAAGCUCACUUGCGGGAGCGUGGCCAAGAUCACGCGGCUGGCUGCCGAGUUCCCGCCGGAGAGGUUCGCCGUGUUCGGGGGCCAGAGUGACUUCUUGAUCGGCGGGCUUGCAGUGGGCAGCGCUGGAUGUAUUGCUGCCUUCGCGAACGUGUUCCCCAAGACGGUCGUGGAAGUGUACAACUUGUACAAGGCGGGCAAGGCGCAAGAGGCGCUGGAGCUGCACAGGAAGGCGGCGUUAGCAGAGCAGGCGUUGAAGAGCGGUGGCAUUGCCGCAACCAAGUAUGCUGCGAGUGUCUUUACGGCGCCUCUUGCUGGUGUGGAGGAUGCUGAGAACAAGAUGGUGCCCAGGAGGCCGUAUUUGCCGCCUGGGGAGGAGGCGAAGACGAAGAUCCGGGAGGCGUUGGCUGAGGUUGCUGAGAUCGAGAAGAGUAUCGUGAGGUAGGGGAGGGUGCUGAACUGAGUCCUGAGAAAAGUAUACAUCUUGUAGUUUUACCUCUCUACACACAAUCUCAAACUCUGGUUUGAGGCAAAGUUACUUCAAUGUUGCGUUGGGGUGUUCAGGCUCUCUAUAGCAUAUCAGUUACAGUUCAACUCUAUUUCUCACAUUUUAUACUUGAGGU
Chaetomium fimeti is the source of this 1428-nucleotide messenger RNA. RefSeq lists its product as uncharacterized. The transcript has 2 exons. The coding region runs from base 279 to 1250 and encodes 323 amino acids. The record is from RefSeq and is a predicted model, not a curated record. Gene Ontology annotation, molecular function: 4-hydroxy-tetrahydrodipicolinate synthase activity. NCBI's taxonomy places the organism in Eukaryota, Fungi, Ascomycota, Sordariomycetes, Sordariales, Chaetomiaceae.